Molecule: messenger RNA, 1421 nt
Organism: Paramormyrops kingsleyae
Lineage: Eukaryota; Metazoa; Chordata; Actinopteri; Osteoglossiformes; Mormyridae
Gene: tmem253
Product: transmembrane protein 253
Cellular component (GO): membrane
Source: RefSeq, a predicted model, not a curated record
CCCUCAAGGGCUAGGCCUUCAAGAAGAAGAAAUAACUUUAUGCAGAACUCUCUGGUGGCCAUUAAUACGGUGCGGUCACGUCUGUCCCCUAGGGUCUGAAAAUCUUCCAGCAGCUGUGCCUUGGCUCAAGCUUGCGUACCUUCAGAUGACCGAGAACAUGUUCCAGGAGGGGUUAUAUCAGGUGUUUUUUAAGGAGCGACCUUUGUCUCCCUCACAAACAGUCGUUUCCCGUCCUCUGGGGCUAAAAGAGGCCCACAUCGUGCGCUGGUUUAGCACUGUUGUCAACACGCGCCUCCUAAUUACAGGGGUGCUACAAGUGCUUGGGUCUCUGGCUACUAUUCUCACCACAGUUUCGUUCAUAUGCAUGGACUUGGGCUGUGCUGUCUACAUGACAGCCCCUAUCUGGGCAGGUGUCUUUUAUGUAGCCACUGGGGGGCUUACCAUUCAUGUUCAGAGGAAACCAAACAAGGUCAAAGUAACUGCUCUCAUGGGACUGAACAUCUUCUGCUUCUCACUGGGAGCCAUCUCUCUUCUCACGUACAGCUUUCACAUUGCCACAGAGCCCAGCUCACUCAGCAAAGAACAGAGGGUGGGGGCAUAUGUGGCAAAGGGCAGCUCCAUCUUCUUUACGUCCCAGUGCAUGCUGGCUUCGCUCUACACCCUCUUCCUCAUCUGGAGAGGUCGCAGCCGAUAUAGCCCCCCCUACAGACAGGUAUAUAGUCCCAUUUCACAGGACAAUUGUGAACACACAGAGCUCUUGAUGGAGAGCGAAGAGCAGGACCCCUGAGCAAACAAGAUUGCCUGUAACUAACCGUCGUCUGCUCAUUUCGGAAAUGGGACGUUAUUAAAGGGAACGAUUCGUGUUUCAGGACCGUAAGAUUGUUUGCGAUAGUCUGGACUGCGCUCACCUGAGUAAGACUGAGCUACUCUGGCUGUGGUGGUGACACGUGUCCUCAUGUAUGUUUUAUAGUUUCAUUUGAUGUUAUGCUGAUGGUAAGCCAUCUAAAACAUGGGAUGAAAUAUUUUGGGGAAUUUUCUGUUAUUCUUCUGUUAUUGUACGAAGAAAUGCCCUAAGAAACUGAUUUGUGACUGUUUUAUGCAUAAUGUGUGGCAUAUUAUAAUUCUGCAUAAUUAAAAAACCUAUUUUCUAUGCCAUAAUUUAAAAUGCAUUUAAAGCUGUAAUAAUUGUUUUAACAAUAUUAAUAUUUUCUGAAAUUAUGCUUGUUUAUCAGAACUACAAAUACUUAGCAAAACCUUACAAUGUACCUGUCAAACUUCUGAGGGUCAAACUUCUGAGUACAAUAUUCAAAGACAUUUUUUCCAUGUAAAAGAAUCAGCAACCAUUUCACUACUGUGCUGAAUUCCAGUAGCUCAGAAAGAUGUUUUGAAUUUAACAUUAAUAAAUGUGGGAUUUUUGCAGA